This is a messenger RNA of Corvus hawaiiensis (hawaiian crow), 10187 nucleotides long. It is a transcript of the gene ZNF711, whose product is annotated as zinc finger protein 711. The record is from RefSeq and is a predicted model, not a curated record. The coding region runs from base 68 to 2506 and encodes 812 amino acids. Gene Ontology annotation, biological process: regulation of transcription by RNA polymerase II. Gene Ontology annotation, cellular component: nucleus. Lineage: Eukaryota; Metazoa; Chordata; Aves; Passeriformes; Corvidae. Gene Ontology annotation, molecular function: metal ion binding; RNA polymerase II transcription regulatory region sequence-specific DNA binding; DNA-binding transcription factor activity, RNA polymerase II-specific. The transcript is spliced from 13 exons.
AGGCCCGGCCCGGCCCCGGCGCGUCCCGCGGGCCCGGCGCACCCCGGGCCUGCACAGUUAUUUGUGAAUGAAUUUGGCUGAUAUGGAUCCAGGUGGCGGGAGUCUUGGAUUGCAAACACAGGAAUCCAAAAUGCCUCACACUAUGAUCAUGCAGGAUUUUGUGGCUGGAAUGGCUGGCACUGCUCACAUCGAUGGAGACCACAUUGUUGUGUCAGUCCCCGAAGCUGUCCUGGUUUCUGAUGUGGUCACGGAUGAUGGGAUAACUCUUGAUCAUGGCUUGGCAGCUGAGGUGGUCCAGGGGCCCGACAUCAUCACGGAAACGGACGUUGUCACGGAGGGCGUCAUCGUUCCCGACUCCGUGUUGGAGGCUGAUGUUGCCAUUGAAGAGGCUUUGGACACCAGCGACCAUGUUUUGACUUCUGACCUGAUCACAGAAACCGUGCGAGUUCCUGACCAGGUGUUUGUGGCAGACCUUGUCACAGGCCCUGAGGGACACUUGGAGCACGUGGUGCAGGACUCUGUGGCCGGGGCUGACUCGCCCACCAUGGUCUCGGAAGAGGUGCUGGUGACGAACUCGGAUUCAGAAGCCGUCAUCCAGGCAGCUGGGGCUGUCCCUGGCUCCACAGUCACCAUCAAAACCGAGGAUGACGAUGAUGGCAAGAGCACAUCUGAAGACUACCUGAUGAUAUCUUUGGAUGAUGUUGGAGAGAAAUUGGACCAUAUAGGAAGCACUCCCUUGAAGAUCAGUACCGAGGUGGCAAAUGAUGAUGUUGCUAAAGAUGAUGGCUUUGGUUCAGAAGUUAUCAAAGUGUACAUAUUUAAAGCUGAAGCUGAAGAUGAUGUCGAAAUAGGUGGGACAGAAAUUGUCACUGAGAGUGACUUUCACAAUGGCCAUUCUGUAGCUGGAGUCAUUGAACAAGGAGGUGUUGGGAGAAUGCAGCGAGAAAAAAUGGUUUACAUGGCUGUUAAGGACUCUUCUCAGGAAGAUGAAGAUAUUAGCUGUGCUGAAAUAGCAGAUGAAGUUUAUAUGGAAGUUAUUGUAGGGGAAGAAGAAGCCACAUCCCUUCCAGACACCCAGCUUGAGGACUCUGGCGUGAAUAAAACGUUUGUCCCCGUUGCUUGGGCUGCUGCUUACGGAGAUGAAAGAAGGCUUCCCCGAAGAUACGAAGAUGGUCAAGCGGCAGGAAAUAACUUGGAUACACGAUUAGAAAACAAAAACGGUAAUGCAACACAGUACCUGCAGAUUUGUGAUAGCAUUAGCACUAAUAGAGUGCUCAAACAAAAAACCAAGAAAAGGAGGAGAGGAGAGGCCAGGCAAUGGCAAACAGCUGUUAUAAUAGGUCCUGAUGGACAGCCCUUAACAGUUUACCCUUGUCAUAUUUGUGGGAAAAAAUUUAAAUCCAGAGGAUUCUUGAAAAGGCAUAUGAAGAACCAUCCCGAUCAUAUGAUCAAGAAGAAAUACCAGUGUACAGACUGUGACUUUACAACUAACAAAAAAGUAAGUUUCCACAAUCAUCUGGAAAGCCAUAAACUUAUAAAUAAAGUUGAUAAAACGCACGAGUUUACGGAGUACACGAGAAGAUACAGAGAGGCGAGCCCGUUGAGUUCCAAUAAACUCAUCCUGAGGGACAAGGAGCCCAAGCUCCACAAGUGCAAAUAUUGUGACUAUGAGACUGCAGAGCAGGGGCUCCUCAACAGGCACCUGCUCGCAGUCCAUAGCAAGAACUUCCCUCAUGUGUGCGUGGAGUGCGGGAAGGGCUUCCGCCACCCCUCGGAGCUGAAAAAGCACAUGAGGACCCACACGGGGGAAAAGCCAUACCAGUGUCAGCACUGUGUGUUCAGGUGUGCUGACCAGUCCAACCUGAAAACUCACAUCAAAACCAAACACGGCACCGACCUGCCCUUUAAAUGUGAGCACUGUCCCCAGGCCUUCGCCGACGAGAAGGAGCUGCAGCAGCACACAGAGCUCUUCCAAGGGCAUAAGACUCACCAGUGUCCCCACUGUGAUCACAAGAGCACCAACUCCAGUGACCUGAAGCGACACAUCAUUUCAGUGCACACCAAGGAUUUUCCCCACAAGUGUGAGGUGUGUGAGAAAGGCUUCCACCGGCCCUCGGAGCUCAAAAAGCAUAGCGAGACCCAUAAAGGGAAAAAGAUCCACCAGUGUAGGCACUGUGACUUCAAAACAUCCGAUCCUUUUGUACUCAGUGGGCACAUCCUCUCCGUUCACACCAAGGACCUGCCUUUUAAAUGCAAAAGGUGUAAAAGGGGCUUCAGGCAGCAGAAUGAACUGAAGAAGCACAUGAAGACCCACAGUGGCAGGAAGGUGUACCAGUGCCAGUACUGUGAGUACAGCACCACGGACGCGUCGGGCUUUAAGCGCCACGUCAUCUCCAUCCACACCAAAGACUACCCCCACAGGUGUGAGUACUGCAAAAAGGGCUUCCGCAGGCCCUCCGAGAAAAAUCAGCACAUAAUGAGGCACCACAAAGAGGCCAUAAUGUGAUAGGUGAGCUCCAGAAGGAAGCGAUGUAGAAACUGUGAUAUGCUAAUUGGGGAAAAAAAUAAAUCUCACGAACUGUUUCUCCUGGUUUCAAAGCUUGAUAUUAAACCAUAACUUCACAUUCUUUGUAUUAAAAGUCUUAAAAAGUAUUAGGGUUGGCAGGGGAUCUCAUAGCCCUAUGAUUGUUGCUUAUCAGAACCUAAAGAGCACUAGAGAAUGCAGAGGAUGGAUGAAUGUCUUAAAUUUGCAGAAAGAUGGAUGAAUGUCUCCAAGUGAACAGUAUUUGCCAUUGCUAAGUCUAGAGGACAGGGCAGAGCUGAUUGCGUGACCCAUUCUGUCAGUCCCAACGUGUGUCUCCAGUAUGGAAACAGAUCCCUGGUGGGGUGAGCUGCAGAGGCUUUGCAAAGGAGCCCACUCUUCACUUCUUGUGCAGGUUGGAACAGGGAGUUUUAGUCAGACACUUCAUCACAACGUUUUCAAUUGUGCCUAGAAAUUGAAUUCCAGAACUGGCGAAAUUUGGGGGGUGUCCCUUGUUUGUUUUGGUUUGGGGUUUUUUUUUAAAACAUUUCAUAGGGAAACUUUUUGGUUUCCUUUAUUAGUUUAGGUCCAAGAAGCAUUUUUUUACUGGUUUUCAAAGCUGCUAACCUAUUUUAUUGCAGGAUAUGAUGUUUAAAAUAGAGCAUUAUGUUAUGGUCUCAGAGGUGGUGUUCUGGUGCUAGGGUUAAAGAUGUAUAUGUAUAUAAUUUCCCUUUUUUUAUCUGAAACUACAGUUGAAUGUUGUUCAGUAUGGCACAUAUAACAAAAUUAACUUUGAAUUUGACUUUUUUUUUAAAGGAUAAAAAUGGAUGCAGCUCAUAGUGUUGUGACUCAACACUAAUUUUUUUCCUCGCUACUUUAAAGUCUUCUCUAAAAAGAAUAUUAAAAACAGUUGAAAACUGUAGGGGUUUUUUUAAUUAAAAUUCAAAGUACUUAGAAGUUCUUUAGGACAGUGUUCUUAACAGGUAUGACAGUUACUGUCCUACCUCCUAAUAUGAAAUUUUCCAUAUAGACAUAAAAUAGCACCUUUUAAUCGAUUCUUUUAAAAAAAGAUCUAUACCAUGCUAUAAACAUGCAUUUUCAAUCUGUAAGAAAGUAUAUAUGCAGUAUUUAACCAGAAAAAUCUGCUGCCACUAGAGUUUGGAGGUGGAUCUUGAGUUUACAGUGUAUACAUUUAAAAUAUGCAUCCCUUUAAAAAUGCUUUGUGUUAGCAUGCUGCAAAUCCAAUGGCGCUUAUAUAACGAGCUGGUCUAGGGCUAUUUAAUGAAAAACCUGGUCAUAAAUGUUAUGCAUAUAAUGUGUAUUUUUUACUUUUUAGUUGCUUCAUGUUUGCACACAGCUGUUCACAUGAGAAAUUGUAACUUCAUGCUAUAUUGUGGCUUUGUGUUCCAGAUAAUGUUCAUAUUUUGUUUUUGCACCAGAUGAGAAUCAGUUCCUUGAGAAUAAAUUUUUUUUAUAUUUCUAAACUUCAGAAAGUUAAAAUUUGGGAAAUCUCUUAGACAAAUAAGUGUUUUAUGUGGCUGUAAAAAAUGAUGUACACGCUGUAAAAUAAGAUUGUCACUGUUCUGUGGGAUUAUUAUUUCUAAAUGUGUUACUCAUCGUAACGGGCAUACAAUAAAAUGCAUCUCUUGCACUCCAGAUUUUUUGGAGUUUCCUUUUCAUUUCUGGUGUUUAGGAAAGUCUCAUUCUCUGUAAAUAUGCCUAAUAUUUUUAAUUGCAUUAUUCACUAAUUAAUAUGUGAUCAUGUUUCAAGUAAACAGGUUACUGCAGGUCUAUUUAUCAGGCUGUUUAGGGGAGAACAUUGGGUUUGAUUUAACCCUUUGAAUGUACAGGUAAGGUAUUUGUGUUUGUUUUGCUUAUUUCUGAAAUAAUUAUCAAAUGUGAUACUGACAUUCCCUUGAAAUUUUUUUUUCCUUUAAGAGCACAAAAGACUUCUCACACAUUUUGGGAAAACCCAGGUACGUUUUGUCUUUUUAUCUGUGUAAUAGAACAGCUUGCAGAAUGAAAUGGUAAAAACGCUGCGAUCCUAAAUUCCCUCUCUUUUUAGAAUACUUGAAUUACAACAUCAGUAACAGAUUAAAAAGCUGAAGAAGAACAUGUGAUAUUAAAUGAACCCUUCAUCGAGGAUUUCCAAGGGGCUGUGAGCCACUGAACUCGUGGGUUUUGCACAAAGAGCAGAAAUUAAGCAGACAGGAACGACUUCAUCUGGUUUUUGUUGCUGCUUUUCCUUGCAUGCCCAGCAGUCAGAAGGGAAAAAGUCUUAGUGCUUUAAAGCUGUGGAUUUCUCACAACGUCAAUGCUUUGUUCCUGAAUGUUACGUUGAGUACAUGGACUGAAGGAGUUUCUUCGUAGCAGCCUGAAGAUGAUCCCUGGCUCUGCCCAUGGCUGUGCUGGCUCAUUUUUCCACCCUGCAGAUGGACCAAAUAACCAGGUUUCAACUGCCCACAAUGAAAGGUAAUAAAUUUGAGAGAAAACACGGAAGAGCAGCAGCAGAACUCUGGAGGUAAAGGUGAGGUACUGGGUGUGGGCUGGUGGCUGCUGGACUUGUCAGGGACUUCCCAGCCAGGGCCCUCUUUGGCUUUUAUUUUACAGCUGAGGCAGAGAAACUUCAAUACUGCAGAAAGGUCAGUCAAAAAACAGAAGGCAGUUUUCUCCUUUUCACUGCAAAACAAGACUCUGCAUUCUGGCAGAUAAACACAGGGCAGAAUGUAGAUUGUUGUAAUUAUAUGAAGUUAAUAGUGUCUGAUUUUUUUCUAAUUUGUUCCUGAAGAAAAUGUAGAAGUCUUGGUGGACCUACCUGAAAUGGAGGUGGGAAAUGAGCUAAGGUAAACUGCUUCUAACCAGCACUUACAGAGCUGAGUAAAUGAGAAAAGAUGUUUUUAUAAACUCCAGCAGAAACCACCUUAGGUAAUCAGUUCCAGUUCCACAGCACAGAGGGGACAGCUGAGCCCACAGUAACAGGUACUUUAUAGUAAAAAACACUAAAUUUGCUUUUUAAAUAAAUAUGGUCUGAAAACAAAACCAGCUCCUAAAUAAAUGGCUAUAUGCUUUAUCUACUACUCUAAUUCAGCUUUUUGACCACCAUGUAUUGAUUGCUUUGUGUUUUGUGUGAGUACAGUGUGUAGUUACAGCCUCUGCUCAGUAGCGUUUACAAGGUCUGGUGAUGUUCAGAUUCUUUGAGGAGCUGUCCUUGCUAGGCCAGGACAGAGCUGGCUGGCCUGAGCAGGAACCCAGGCUUUUUUCUAAGCAGGCUACAGCUCUCCUGGCUGCGUGAGGAUGGUGCUUCCACUGUGAUGGAUCAGCUGCAUUUGAAAACAGAGUAUUUGCCUGAUGGUGGCCUUUGCCAUGGAAUUGUGUCACCACACCCAGCAGCUCCUGGUCUGAGUCCUGUCCCUCCUUAAGGGAGUUCCCUGCAUGUCCUGUGCUGUGCCACGGAGUGGAGGAGACACAGCUUCGUCUGAGCUGUGGGAAACACCCAGUCCUGGUGGGAGCACAAGGAGCACCUGCACCCAGACACCUGCACAGACUGCCUCAGGACCGGCUGAAGAACAGGAGUUAGUCAAGAACAGCUGAAGUCCACAGAGGGAUGGCAUCCCAUUCUUCCGAGGGAAAAGUGAGUCCUUAAUGUUUUCUCAGCCUUCCUCACUCUCAGACUGAACCUUUUUUUGGAUGCAGAAGAGCAGAAAGUAAAGCAGUUUCAGUGGUUGUGAACUCCUUGGAGCUCAGAGGUUUCUUUCAUUCCUAAAAGAAACAAGCAACUUGUUAGAAGAAAUACAUAAACCUGUUUCUGUUAUGAAACAAAACUACCUCCUGUAAAGCAUCUCAUUUAAUUACCUACUUGUUUUCUCUUGUGAAGGGUCCAAGGGGAGCAGUGAGCCUUUCCUCUGUACCAAACACUUCACUUUUUAAUUUCUCUAUUGAUGUUUAAUUGCUUGACAUUUCACUAGGUUGCAAUGCACCUGGGUGAGUUUUAGGGCUCAGUAAUAAAACUCUGCUCUUUGCCAGUGACCUGCACUUUCUACUUUCCUAAUCCUGCUGCAGGCAAGGUCCCCUUGGGGAGCAGGCCAGAUGUGCUACCUGCAUCUGCUCAGGCUGUCACAAAACUGUCUCCUGGCUGUGUCCCCCCCUUGGUUGUGUCCAGGUGCUGCUGUGACCUUGUGCCUGCAGCCACCACCACCCCUGCCUGGCCACCCUGCCAUUUCUCCAGCCUUUUCCUUGUAGCCAAACUUGGCACCACAAGCCACUGCCUGUAACAGAAAUAGCUUCCGCAGCCCUGUUUUCUAUUUUUAUUCUGAAUCACUCCUUAAAAUGUCACCACUCUUCUGCAUUCCUGGGUUAGUCACUGCCAUAGCUCAAGGUGAGUUUCAGGGAUGUGCUGCUUCGUAUGUUUUAGUAAUAGCUUGGAGUCAUUAAUGCUCCUAAUGCAGAGGGAGCACAGCCCUCCCAAAUCCCUCCUCACCUGAGAGCACAGCAGGACACAGUCCCUGCCUCCCUGCCCAGUACAGCAACACCCCGGGGCCGGUGUUAGGGCAACGCUGCUGCUUUUGUUCAGGGCAAUUACGUGCCAGAGAAAACAACAAAAGGUUUUAUUUGUACCACACCCACCAAUUACUGCCUGCUCGCAAGAGCCAGGACACUUCCCUGGCUGCAGUCAGUCACUUUGCUUUUUGCAGCGAGUUAAAUUACCACGAGGGCAUCCCUGAGCUCUCAGUUUGGGAAAUACUUGCUUUGAAGUUAAAUUGAACGCUUAGGGAGUGCAGAGGGAACAGUCCCUCUCCAGGUAAACUCACAUGUUUCCAGAUCUCUCCAGUCCUCUCAAUUACAAUCGUUUGUGAUUUAUUGACAGGUGAUGUGACCUUGUAGUCAUCAGACAGGAGACCCAGAAUAGGAUACUGAUUCCUAUACCUGCAGAGAGUUGAACAGGUUGCUUAACAGAGCCUAAAUAAAGGAAAUCCCAAAGGAUGUGUUUUUAAGAAAGGUGAAUAACACAUUACUUUUUAGUGAUGAUGGCUGUCACCCCAGGGGACUGACUGCCGGAUAAUUUCUCGUGCUUCAGUCUGAAGAGCUCCUGAGAAAACCAAAAGCAAACAUUGAUUUGAAGUAAUGUUUUCUGAAGUAUCAAUUCAAUAAAGUCACAACAAAAUAUUUGCAGAACUUCAUCUCAAAGAACAGUCUGAAAAUCUGUUCUUCCAGAAGGCUGGCAGAGGAACAGCAUUCAGUUAAAACAAAUCCUAGCCCCUAUUCCUGAGCCAGGAGAGGACAAAGGACUUCCUGGUAAGGUUUCACUUGCACAGUACAUAGAAGUUUAAACACAAAAACCCUUAGAAGAGAAAUAACUUGAAUUAUUUUACCUCUUGCUGUUGUUUAAUAAAAGCCUCUUUGUCCUCCAGCAGCGAUGUCAGUUCGUGCAGCCUCAUUUGCAAGUCACUGUUGCUCCCCUCUCUCCUGGUUAUGUCCUGCUGGAACUGGCACAGCUGAGACUGCAGAACAAGGCAGGAGCUCUCAGGUGUGGGGGGCUCUGGGCAGGGCCCCUCAGCACCCACCCGGGCUCCGGGGCUGGCAUUUCAUUAACACCAUCAACAGUGAGACCCAGGCAUUUUCAGAUCAGGAAGCUGAGCCACACAGUAAAUUCAGAAAGUGCUAAUUGGACUGAAUUCUACCCAGUAUUAAUUUAAUUCUUUUAUAACUCUGUAAAGCUAAACCAACACUGAACCAGUUGAAUUGGCUUCCAGACACUUUUAUUACUGAUUUCUAUGAGAGACAUUUCCUACAUACAGCUGUCACUGAGAUUUAUUUUUGUCUCCUAUUGAGCAUCUUUUGACUAAUUUCUUAUGUUACCAGGACACAUGAAAUAUCCCUUUAGGACAGCCUGCUAAUCAGAUUGAUCCCUAGUUUCUUCAUGUGAAGAACUGUUGGGGUGUUUUUAAAAUCACAGUUUUCUGUUCUACUGUAAAGGUUUUGAGCCAUCACCACUGUCUAUGAGUAAAGUAACUGCAGAACCCAAAGACACCCAAAAAGUGCUUGCGGUAGAUCUCUGCUGUUAUAACUGCAAGAGCAGCUGUCCCCGCACACAGCCAGUGCCAGCAGCGCCCCUUACCCUGAGGCUGCGGAUCUCCCUGUCCUUGUCCUCCCUCAGGUUGUUGAUCAUCUCCACGUAGCGGCUGGAGAGCUCGUCCGUCGUGGUCUGCAGGGUUGGGCUGGAGCAGCUCUGCAGCAAAGAACCAGUUUUUAUUUUACAAAGAGUUUUCAUCAUUAGUUUUCCUGCACUGAUCCCUCCGAGUCUGGGACCCAGACUGCACCCAGCCAGGACAAUGCUGUGACAUUCCCAGCAGUGCCAGCACUUGGGCUGGUGUGAGAAACACUGCUGCUUCCCCAACAGGAAUGAUCUGCUGCCUGCAUCCACAGCCACAGAGCUGGGAUGGCUGAAGCCCAGAGAACCCCUGGAGCUGCCCAAGCCACCCGUGGCCAUCCAGGCCCCCCGAGGCACUGACAGAGCAGCCACUGCCAUCAGCGCAGCCACAGCCUGCAAUGCCAGCCCUGGGCUCCUGCUGCCAGCUGGGAACAGCUGGAUGAGCCGUGGGCAGUGAGGAACAGGACUCACCCCCAGGUCAUCCUGCAAAUGGCAGAGCUCCUCACGCAGAUUCUUGAACGUGGAAAGCACAAGUCUCAGGGAUUUGUCCGAUGUCACUCUCAUCUGGGAGGGGAGAAAUUGAAAGGGUAAUUGGGAUUAAUUAGGCAGCUUUGUUUACAAUAUGCCUGACAAGAGGUAGAACAGAAACUGCUUUACAGCUGACAUAACUUCUAAAACCAUUGCACAUCCUUUGAAGUGCCCACAGUUUCUACAAGAAACAUUUUCAUUGCACUUUGUUCUGCAAAUGCCCGUGUUCAAUUUCUGCUUGUAACACAGGAAAACGUUGUUAACGUGGAAGGAACAACAGAGUAAGGAACUGCGCCUUUGUACACCAAUAAAGUGAAAAAUAAAUUGUUAAUAUUGCACAAUUACUGUGUGAGCUUUCAAAGCUUUGUGUUUACACUGAUUUUUAGAAAUUGCUGCCCUGCCUGAAAAGGGGAAUGAGUCAUGUUUGAGAUCUGGCAAAGCUUUGGGCUCAAGGGUGAGGGAACUUAAUUAACAUUUUUAAAAAUUUAAAUUGAAAAAGCUCAUACAGCCAACUCCUCCCUUUAAAAGGAAAAAGAUCCCAAAGAUGAAAGGAAUCACCUGGAUGAAAGAGAAAACCAGAAGUGACCACAGCCCAACACUUUUCUCCUUUGGAAUGUUAAUUUCAAUGUCUCUAAUAGCCGUGUAUUGAUUCAGGUGAAAGCAUAAAUUGCUGCAUUUCAUGAUACAUAUAAUAUUUAAAAGAAGAAGAAUAGAGUUUGAAAGGACACAAAAUAACUCCUCAAGUUGUGACUCUCCUGGAAGGGCUGAAUAUUCUGUGCAAAAACUGUGGUUUUUUACUGUCUGGACAAAAGUGAAAUCCUCCUGCAUGUUCCCUUAACUUGGAAGAAUGAGCUCUCUAUCCGUAUGGGGAUUGGCCCUUGCCCAGUUUUUUAUCCCCACUGGUGCUGUGGUGUGACUGAGCCUUCAUUCCUAGUGUAACUCAACUUUUUGUUUGUUCUAUAAUUAAAGUGGAAUUUCACUUUUGCUGUA